AUGGAUACCUCCACGAAGGCGGAAAUCUGGAGCCUAGCCUCCUGCUCCGCGGUGUUCCUCUUCACUCGGUUAUAUUCCAAGCGCCGCAACAAUGGCUGGCAUUUCGACGACCUCGUCUUAUUUAUGUCUUGGAUCGCUGUAGUUAUCAACGUAACUCUGAUCACGAUAAUUGAAAAUACUCGUCCGCGACACGGAACGCCGCCUAUUGAAAUCAUCAAUAGGCUCGCCCUCACUGGGUUAUUUUCGUUAACAUUCGCGGUCCUCAGCCAAGCAUGGAGCAAGACUUCUUUUGCCGUCACGCUGCUUUAUAUCUCCGAAAUUCAGAUGAAAUUCUUCCUUUGGUUUGCCAUCAUUAGCAUCAACAUUUCGUUUGGCAUUGGAGCUCUAUUAUUCUGGAUUGAUUUAUACUCUGGCCUCAUGGACUUGGCUUUUGUAUCUGUGUCUUGGAAGAUAAUUACGCCCCUGCAUUUGCGUAGGAAGGAGAAGAUAGGAGCACUGGCUGCUAUGAGUAUGGGUGUUUUGGCCGCCGUCGCCGCUUUUAUCAAGGCUUCUAAAUUUCCAUCCCUUCGCCUCGGUAGCGGUGGGGAUGCCAUGCAGCUGGGAAUAUGGGGUGUUGUCGAACCAGCGGUCACCAUCAUGGCAGCCUCGACACCCGCGCUGAGGCUGCAACUUCGCAAGAUAACAGACCCGAAAGUGAUAGAGGAUUCAGGCGACGUAUAG
Molecule: messenger RNA, 720 nt
Organism: Scedosporium apiospermum
Lineage: Eukaryota; Fungi; Ascomycota; Sordariomycetes; Microascales; Microascaceae
Exons: 5
Coding region: 1-720 (239 amino acids)
Source: RefSeq, a predicted model, not a curated record